Camellia sinensis is the source of this 1490-nucleotide messenger RNA. RefSeq lists its product as uncharacterized. Gene Ontology annotation, biological process: intracellular transport. NCBI's taxonomy places the organism in Eukaryota, Viridiplantae, Streptophyta, Magnoliopsida, Ericales, Theaceae. The record is from RefSeq and is a predicted model, not a curated record.
AAGAAUCGAACAAAAGAUUUGUCUCCGCCGAAUCGCCGCAAAAAUUCAUCGGGAAAAAAAUCGAAUCUUUUGGUUUGAAAAAUCAUAUAAUUCUCAGCAAUGAAUGGAACGAAACGACUUGGAGGCUUCGAUUCUAAUCCUGAAACCAAUGACUCUCUUUUCCAGAGUAAAAGAAUAAUGGCAGGAUCCCCUUUUGAUGAUCACAGGGCAGAACCAUCUUUGCAGCAAUCGAUGGAGACGCCUCCACAGUUGGAUAUGCACCGGGCUGAAUUAUCUAGACAGCAUGUGAGAGCUCUCAAUACCCAAUUUGCAAGUUGGGUCCAAACACAAUUAGAGAAUCACCCUGAUGAACUUUGGGAAGAUGGAGUCCAAGAUUACCUAGCUCAUGCAUCAAACAUAAUGGAUCAAUUUAGAGAUGUUGUUAACUGGCUAAAAGCAAAUGCUGUGAAAGGAGAAAGUUUCUCUGCAUUGGGAUGUCAUGAUGCUCAAAAGAAGCUUGUGCCUGAAAGUAAGGAUAACCAGAUAAAACCAUUUCGGGAGAAAACUGGCUUUGCUCAAGCUGGUACAACUGCAAGCUUUGCACCUUCAUGGAGCUCUGGAGUGCUCUUUAGCAAUCAAACACCUUUUUCGUUUGGAAGCCAAGGUUCAGCUCUCUUAAAGAAUGAUGCUUCAAAUGAUGAAGAUGAUGGAGACUUGAAGCAACCUAGCAGCCCAUCAGUGAAAAAGGCUGAAGAGAAGGGUAUUAUUGUUGUACAUGAAGUCAAAUGCAAGCUUUAUGUAAAGUCAAGUGAUCCUGCAGAUAAAGAUGCAUGGAAAGAUAAAGGCACUGGUCAGCUUGCUAUCAAAUGUAAAGAGGGUGUUAAUAAGGGCACAAGAGAAUCCAAGCCAACAAUUCUCGUUCGAAAUGACGUGGGGAAAGUGUUGCUAAAUGCAUUGUUAUAUCCAGGCAUCAAGACGAACAUGCAGAAAAAUUCCAUUGUUGCGAUAUUUCAUACGGCGGGUGACGUGGGAAACAACGACAGUGACAGUAACGGUGUCGUGGCACGUACCUUCUUAAUAAGAACAAAAACUGAGGAGGAUCGGAAUAAGCUUGCAGCAGCAAUUCAGGAAUAUGCCCCUCCUGCUUGAAAAUACACAUGGAAAUGAUUUUCCAUCACAUUGUACAACCCUUGAGCUUCAACAAAAUUGCAAAUGCAAAAGUUGUGUAGGGUGGUCUUGUUGAAGCUGAAGAAUCCUCCUGUUCUUCCAGAGGGAUGUCGAGCUCCAAAAAUCUACCAAGCGGAGCCAAUAUUCAGGAGUAGACAAUAUUUUCAUAUGUACAAGAGGCUAAUGCACCUGUAUCAUGUAGAGAAGAAAGGAUGUUCUCCUCCAAAGUGAGUAUUUUACAUUCUUUUUUUUUUCUUCUAAUUAUCAUGCAAGGAUUAGCAAAGAACUUGGCUUGAGUAGCUCCUAUUAAAAUGCCUUUACAUGUUGGUCAUCUCUUCUGAACA